Molecule: messenger RNA, 2900 nt
Organism: Phyllotreta striolata
Lineage: Eukaryota; Metazoa; Arthropoda; Insecta; Coleoptera; Chrysomelidae
Source: the annotation of a GenBank genome assembly
UAACAGAACUGGAACUGGAUCGAACAUGGAAAGCGCCACUGGCAAGCCUCCUGCCAGGUUUACCUGUUAUUUUUGCAACGAAACCAUCCAGAACGAAACCGAAAUGGGCCAUACAGCCACCUGCAGUCGAGUGCUCGUCCCGUGUCCGAAUAACUGCGGAGUCUUCAUUCCGAGAAUCGACUUGAAAAGGCACACCAAAAACUGCAUAAACAAAGUCGUCAAAUCCUCUCAAAUACCGACGAAAUCCCAAUACACCGACACCAUCACCAGCAAGACCAUCCACUCCAAUAUCCAAGACACGAACGAUCGAUUUCCAGGCAACAACGGCGCCUCCAGAACCUACCUCAAAGACGAAUUAACCAAGCUCUCCAGGAAAAUCGCCGAGAUAGAAACGCGACUGCAAUUCCACCAGAAACAAACCCAACAAUCCGCUUCGCAGUACGACCUCCAAACGCUCAAAGUCGACCAACUCCAGCUCAGAUCCGAUUCGGAGAAACUGCGGUACCAAUUCCAAGGCAUCCAGAACUGGAAAACGACCAUCGACGGCGUGCUAGCGCAGCUGAACAGGAGCCUCGCGAUGGCCGAGCAAUCCCAGCAAUCCACCAUCGACGGUUUGAGCGCCCUGCAGGGCAGGCUUUCGAUCGUGGACCGGCUGCAGGAGGAGCUCGGCCUGCAGCGGGACAGCUUCAGGCGCGAGCAGGCCUACAACAGGCAGGUCGAGAUGAACGCCUGGGAGGCCGUGGAGGAUCUGAAGAAGCAAUUCGCGCAGGAGACUGCGAAGAAUCUGGCGAUUCUCGCCGAUUUGAAAGACGGCGUUGCUGGCGUGAAGCUGGGAUUGGAGGAGGCUUCGGUGAAAUUGGAGGACCACGGGAUUAGGUUUACUAAUGUGAACUUUGAUUUGCGUGGUGUUAGCAAAAUGGCGGGAGAUUGUGGUGAGAAAAUACGCGGGAUGGAAGAGGAGCUUCUGGUUGCUAAGAAGGAUUUGGAUCAGAUGAAAUUGGACGUGGAAAUCCUCGAGGGAUUGGCCAGUUCCGCUGAUAUGAGGUCUACUCCUGGUAGUUUGAUGUGGAAGAUAGGAGAAGUGGAUAGUUGUAUGACUAAAGCAAAAGAAACUGGGAUUGUCCUUAAAAGUCCAGUGUUUUAUACUCACGAAUAUGGAUACAAAAUUAGGGUUUUGUUGUAUUUGAAUGGAUUAAAUAAAUGGAAAGACAGGUACGCCCUUUUAUCGCUGCAUGUGAUAAAGGGAGAGUACGAUUUACUAUUGAAAUGGCCCUGUCAUAUAGAAGGUACUAUAACUUUGAAGGACCUCAACGAUGUGGACUCGACAAAGUUGUUUACGAAAACUAUAACAGCGAAGCGAAAAAUGGGUGAUGAAGAGUGCGAGGAUCCUCAAGAAUCGUCUUCUUGCUACAUUUUCAUACCUCAUACUACUUUGUUUAAAGGGAAAUUCAUUAAAAAUGACACGAUGUUCAUCGACGUUAAAAUCCGACAAAUUCAGAAAUUGGAAACCAGUUUUUAAUUCAUCGAAUUCGCUCUAUUUCGAAUGCACUAAUGUAAAUAUGUAUUUAUUUAUAACAAAUAAUAAAAGCAAAGAGAAGGGACACAACAAAUAAAUUAUUAAAUUGUUUAUUCAUACUUUACAAUCAUUUACAAACUGAUUCAAAACCAGUAAAUUAUUUCAGUCGUUUGCACGUUGCGUCGGUACAAAAAAAAUAAUAGGUUAACGAAUUAUUUUACUGCGAUAUUACAACUAAGAGAUAACUAAUUACAAAUAUUUUGUACAAAAAUGAAUAGCUCGGUGUUCAGACAUUAAGAUUUUGUUUUUUUUUAUGUACAGAACGGUCGCGGUUACUAAAAUUUAUACAAUUUAUAAACAACGUGGAAAAUCUUAAUGGCUGAACUGGAUGUGGAAUUUUACAAAGAAAUAGAAACUGUUAGUAAAAUGUAUGGCUAAGAAUGGCGGGCUACCUAUGUGAGCAUUUUUCAUGCAGUAUGAGAAAUUCUGGUUUCGCUCAAAGUACUGGUAAGAGUUCAAAAAGGUUUUCUUUCUAUUUUAUUAGCAGGAUGUUUGUGAAGUGUGGACGAAAGAAGAAUUUUUCUUACUGCAUUUUCACAGAUUUUUUCUUAAAAUAUCGGUUUUAUAUACAAGAAAAACAUACAUGUAGUAUUAAAAAAUUGCAAUGUAAAAGAAAUUUUUGUAAAUCGAUAAUAUUUUCGAAAAAAAAUAAUAAAAUUUUCAAAUACGUUCGUCUAUUUUACAUGAGGUAUUUUCCAUAUAACGUCUACGCGGUAUUCACAGAAUACAUUAAAUUUCUUAUCAAAAUAUUUCUCUAAAAGAUUUAUAAAAAACAAAAUACAAAAAAAACUUAAAUCGAAAAAUAUCACAUUUUUGAUUCAUUUUUAACGAUGCGUUUUCAAUAUUUGCAUCGAACUUUGAUUGCCGAACAAUUAAGUAAAUAAAAUUAUAAACAAAAUUAUUAUUAUAAAAGAUUGCUAAUGGUCCUUUCAAUUUUUAAUUAACCCAUGAAAGAAUAACAACGAUUAAAAACUCAAAGAAGAAAAUCUAGUUUUAGUUUUACGCUCCGUAAAUUGGUUUAAUAUUAAAUAAAACAUCUAAUGAGAUGAGAUAAUAGGCCUGGAAAAGACCUAGAAAUACAUUGAAAAAAAUACUUAAACCCAGUCAAACUUAAACAGAGUAAAAUACAAAACACUUUUAGAUACAACGAAUUCUUUCAUAAAUCAAUCAAAAAAAACUACACUCAAAAAAAGUCUCUUCUUCAUACCCUACACACACGCAACACAGCCUAAUUGCAUUACAAUACAAACCUCAAAUACUCAACUCAGCAUCGACCAUCGACUUACCCCUCGCCGCCGCCUGCCGCCCAAUCACGUGAUGCACC